This is a messenger RNA of Manis pentadactyla (Chinese pangolin), 954 nucleotides long. RefSeq names its product olfactory receptor 6P1. Gene Ontology annotation, cellular component: membrane. Gene Ontology annotation, molecular function: G protein-coupled receptor activity; olfactory receptor activity. The record is from RefSeq and is a predicted model, not a curated record. Bases 1 to 954 code for a protein of 317 amino acids. NCBI's taxonomy places the organism in Eukaryota, Metazoa, Chordata, Mammalia, Pholidota, Manidae. The transcript has a single exon. Gene Ontology annotation, biological process: G protein-coupled receptor signaling pathway.
AUGAGGAAUCUGAGCGGAAGCCACAUAGCAGAGUUUGUUUUGGUUGGUUUUCCUACUUCUCAGCCCCUCCAACUACUCCUCUUUGCCCUCUUCCUUGCAAUUUAUCUGUUGACGCUGUUGGAGAAUGGGCUCAUCAUUUCCACCAUCUGGCUUACUCCAAGCCUUCAUCGCCCAGUGAACUUCUUCCUCGGCCAUCUCUCCUUCCUGGAGCUAUGGGACAUCAGCGUCACAGUUCCCCGACUCUUGGGGGCGUUUCUUACCCAGUACCAUAGAGUCUCCUAUGUAGGGUGCAUGGCCCAACCCUACUUCUUCAUUGCCUUAGCUUGCACUGAAUGGGUCCUGUUGGCGGUCAUGGCCUAUGACCGCUACCUGGCCAUCUGUGAACCCCUGCGCUAUCCUAGUCUCAUGCCUUCCUGCCUGACCACUUGCCUCGCUGCCUCCUCCUGGGGAAGUGGCUUCUUCAGCUCCACAAUGAAGCUUCUUUUCAUUUCCCAACUGUCCUACUGUGGACCCAACAUCAUCAACCACUUUUUCUGUGAUAUUUCCCCACUACUUAACCUCACCUGCUCUGACAAAGAGCAGGCAGAACUGGUGGACUUCCUUUUGGCCCUGCUGAUGAUUCUACUCCCUCUGUUGGCUGUGGUUUCCUCAUAUGCUGCCAUAAUUGCAGCCAUCCUGAGGAUUCCGACGGCCCAGGGACGCUGCAGAGCCUUCUCCACUUGCGCAUCUCACCUGGCAGUGGUUGUCAUCUACUAUUCUUCCACUCUCUUCACCUACGCAGGGCCCCGGGCCAUGUAUACCUUCAACCGCAACAAGAUCAUCUCUGUGCUCUAUACUGUCAUUGUACCAUUCCUCAACCUAGCCAUCUACUGCCUGAGGAACAAGGAGGUGAAGGAUGCCCUCAGGAAGGCAGUCUUGGGCAGAUGCCACUAUCCGAGGGAUGUCUCAGAUUGA